CAACAUUACUGGUUCUGUGGCUUGAGGUGAACCUUGUUGUGUGUGGUUCCGAAUCUUGCGACAUAAAAAAAAAAAACAAUUUGCCAAAGAUGAAUUAGUAACCGAAGCAGAAUCGUACUUAAUAUCUGUGCUAGCGAAAGAAAACAACAAAACCCGUGCCUAUACUCCCGUUCACUAGUUGUGGUCAAUAUCGGUGCAUCGGUGGUUGCCGUGUAGCGUUCGCGUCUAGUGUUCUGGCGAUUGGAUCGAAGCUCUACGCGAUAGACUUCCAUUUACCACAGGUAACACAGCCAGCCAGCCAGACAGCCAGCCAUGGGGAAUGAUUGAGUGCAGUGAGAAGGAAGAGUGUGCCAAGGAAAAGAAAGACAGCUCGCUUAUCGGAUACGGCGUAUCUUACCGUGUGUGUUAAGAUGCCCCAGUCCACGACGACCAAUCAGCAUAACGCUGGUGUGAACGUGUGCGGUUCGCACCAACAGCUUUCCUACGAUACGGCCGCCACCGCCGCAGCAAGCAUAGGACACGGAACUAGUGUAGCACCGCGAUCUAGACCGAAACCGACGCAGCAGCACACUUCGACCACACCGUCGAUUGGGCUCACACUGGCAGCAAUACCGCUGAAUCCCUCGCCGAAAAACGUCAUCUCGCCCAUUCCGGCAGCUAUCGUAGAAUGUGAUAAGUUUGUGGCCAACUUUGACGACAAGUUCCUCGGUGCGUCCGUACCGAGACAAAGUCCUGCGGAAGGAGAUUCAAAUAGUUUUAGAUUUGCGGUACCUUCGGCAGCUGUAUCACCCGCUGCUCUGCUGUCCCCCUUCGAGCAGGAUCCAAUGUCGACCUCUACCACCACGGUUUCCAUUCGCCCGCGGCCAACGGUGCUGUCGCAUUCGCAGCAGCACAUGCUUAGCAACUCGAACAGUGAGAAAUCGCUAGUCUCUCCCCUGUCCGGUUCGUCCACGUGGAAUCCGUUCGGCGAUCCUUCGCCAUUCAGCCCCAUAUCAACACUAACCGAGGAUCAACUGUUCGGUGCCGAAUUCGAUAAGCUGCGGCUCGAGGGAAGUCAAACCUCGAUUGUGACCUCGCCGGAGGAAAUGAAAUCGGACCGAUGCGUUUCAUACUGGAGCUCCCAGCGUGGAUCACUUUCGCAAGCUCUAUCGACCGGCAUGAUUGCCACGAACGGAGGAGCGUCUGGAAAGGAUCUGCUUACCCUCGAGGAAGAUCCGUUCGGUUCCGCGCCAUUUACUUUGCCGAAACGUUUCAAGCAAAAAAGUAGCUCUUCGAAGCUGGCCUCCAAAAUAAGUGACCGGUGGCGGUAUGCGGUGGGAAGUGGCCAAGGCGGAACCGGCAAAGAAAGUCUGAUAGAAAACACUCCGACCGAACCGUGCGGCAAUGGCCUAGACACGGGUAUUGGCAACUCGCAGAAGGAAGCGGGAGUAGACAAAACGGUCGGACUCGGACCAAAGAAUCUGAAGCUGGACGAUCUUAUCAGCAGUGGUGAAAAGGGCUCGCCCAGCUUCAUCAAACUCCCGUUGGACGAUCGUAACAAGUACGAAAAGCUCAACUCCAACGACAUCACCUCUGACGACAGUGAUUCGGAGUUUUACUCCGAGUCGAUCGGAUCGUCCGGUGUUGGUGGCACAGGUUCAGCAGGAAUUCAUGCCAACAGUGUUGCCAGUGGUGGAAGCGCCAAGAAGCAUAGCUUCAAACAGUUCGUGGAGAGCAACAUUCCAGAGAAGUUGCAAGCCGUGUACCAUAAGGUGGACAAGAGUCAGAUGAAAAACGUACAGCUGGUAAAGAAGCUGCGCAGUAAAGUCGCUCAAGCGGGCAAAGAUUCGGCGGCGACCAGCACCGCCACGACGAAGGGCACCAAGGAUCGUCGUUCGGGGAAAAAGAAUGGAAAUAGAGAAGAGGUGAAUGCACCAACGAACGGGAACGCGGCAUCAGACGAUGAUUCGAUUGGAUCAGCGUCGGAUCUGCGUGCGAACGAUGAUUUCCCGGAGGGAGACGAACCCAACGCGAAGGUUCCUUCUCAGGAGCCGACCCGCAGAAAACCAUUCGUACGGGGGGGAGUGUUUGGCGGGGAGGGGAGUGUGGACGAUUGUAUUAGCGAAAGUAUUAAGACGUGCGGGUCAAGUGCCUACCAUGCGGAGUGUGAAAGCGUAACCACCAACGAGGACAACACGAGCCGAAUAGUGACGCGGGUUCGCGUUAAAAAGCGGGAACAUUUGGGUUCCAAGCACAGCGUCAUCGACGAAGACGAUUCCGCCGAGGAGGAUAUGAUUCAGGGCGAGAAGCCUCUGCUGUUGGACGAUGAGCUGGACUAUGAGUCGGCGGCAGAGAAUAACACGAGUGGGGAAGAGGUCCUGAUGGAUCCAUUCACGCCCGAGGACGAGUUGGGUGUUGCAAAAAAGCAACGAAGCAGCAAUCUCGAGGAAGAUGAAGCAGAUGAAGCGGAGCUGGAUCCGUUCGCGAUGGCUCCGUUUCGUAAGCCAUUCGUGCCAAAGCGGAACAGUGGGGUAAAGUUUCUGCCCGAAGUACAUCCCAUCCCGGAGCACUGUCCUACCGGCGGUGGAAUAGAGCUGAUGGCGGGCGAUUUCAUUACAUCUACACCGAUAAAACCGGCCGCAGCCAGUCGCGAACCUGUUGCACCUGCUUCUGUUUGCAACGAAUUUUUCGAUCUGACCGUCGAUCCGAUACAACCGCAACGAGAAAAAGACUCGCCAAGCGCUCGGCGCGAUCUGUUCGGAUUGGAACCGUUUCCCAUCGUGCCGAUGGUUCCCGUUGUUUCGGCCCUUUCGCCAGCAACGGUCACAUCAUCACUGCCAACGCAAAUGGUGGCUUCCCCUACCACAGGAGCUCCUAUCGCACACGCACCUCAGGAAUCGUUAAUCUCCCGCGUUACGCUCGAGUCUGGUGGCGUAACGUUGACCCACAUCGUAAUUCCUCACACCCACAGCUCCGUGCAGACUAUUCCCAUACUCCCCGCGCCACCACCAUCAGUGCCGUCGACUAUUUCGUCCCUGUCCGCAACCGGUUCCAACCAAAACCAGCAGGCAGAUACAGCCAUGAACAGCCAUCUCCACUACAGCGGCCAACAGCACCUGACCGCACGGCGCAACUACGUAAACUUUAGCCAGAUCCCCUCGCAUAGCGUCACUUCGAUAUCGCCCGACAACAACUACGUCAACUUCUGCCCCGAUGACGAUGACGUGCGUAAUCUGAAGUCGGACGAUUACGACGACAAUAGCAGCGAUACGGUUGUGAAAGUGUCCUCCAAAGGAUUUCUGACCAAAAAGCAAAAGGUGCGGUACAAUCAUUUGCAGGAGAAGAGCAGCAGUAGCAGUGCCAGCGCCGCCGGUCACGGGCGUCCGUAUGAGGAAGCGUCCAGUGCCGCCAGCCUUGGCCAGAAAAUGAAAGCGAACGUGAGCGGAUAUCGCAAAGCGGUGCUGGAAAGUGGCGUUGGAAGCAUCGGGAAAAGCCGCAAAGAUGACCAAACGGUCAAACAACCGAAAAGCAGCUCAAAAUCCAGCACCAAAGCAAUGGGAUUCAGCAACAUGAGCUUCGAGGACUUCCCGUCGGACGAGCUGGCGGAUGAAGCGCUUGGAGCGGCCGAUGGUACACGGCUGACGAGUGCAGUUGGAGGUGGUGGUGGUGGUGGAGGUGGUGGCGGUGGGAAGCUACUCAAGAUGGCCCCGUUCGAGGUGAUCCGCAACGAGAAGAUGCUGCUGGAGGCGGAGAAAAAGUUCGGUUCCCUAAAGCGUCGCAGCAAUCCGUUCUCCUGAUUGUACGCCGAAGGAUAUAAGAAACGAAAGUGAAGCAGACUGGUGUUGCUAGGCAACCAAACUAACUUAUUGCUGCUGUAUUCUAUACCCAAUCAAGCUGAUAUCGGCAAUUCGGAAACUGCUCCCAAGCGCGGGAAUCGGUUGAGUAUUGAUCAAAAAAUUCGCCAAGAAGUAAAAACAAAAUGUACAUGCAUGGGUGGAGAAAGAUUCUUUAGAAGAACACAACACACGUGCAUGCAAUGAACCAAGAGACUGGAAAUGCUUCGUAAUGAUGAGUGAAAAUUAGUACUUGCAAGCUACUAGCUAUUACACACGCACGCACACGCAGAGACAGUAUGUGGAAUGGUCCCGGACAAGAACCGGGAACCGGCGGCACACACGACGAGCUAAACGCUUGAAAGAGGAACACAGCAGCUAAGCCUCCCUCCCAACCUCAUCGACUCCACUAAGUUACAAAGAUUUUACUAUUUAGCGAUAUUACCAAAAUGUAGCAUUAUUGUGUACGUAAGUGUGUAUAUUACGGUACUACUGUAUUAUUGUUUUGUUUUAUUAUGUAUGUGUAUGUUAUUUAUUACAACUUAUUCAAACGCAGCAGCUCGAUAGUCUGUGGGCACGUGCGUAGGUCUCUUAGGACAGUAGAAUGCAUGCAAUGAUGCAAUUAGACUCCAGACAGUAUGUGUAGCACCCCGUUAAUAUGUUCAGUAUUAACCGACAGAAAGGUAAUACGCAAAGUGCAUUUCUUUACACGCGCCGUUUCAUCCAAAACUACAGCUCUAAACUUUUAUUCCGGAAACUAUGAAGGAUCGCAGGGUAGAGGAGGUGUCUGGUUGUCUGAUGUCCGGACAAGACGGACGUACGGCUGCCUGUAACUUGAAUCCUUGCCUCCAAAAGCUAAUCCACCCCUGUACCAGCUGGUUUACAUAGACUGCAAAAGGAAAUAUUCGAUACGUCAUAAUGCAAUCCCUGUACGAUCGGUUUAUAGUAUACAAUAUAUA
Anopheles stephensi (Asian malaria mosquito) is the source of this 4771-nucleotide messenger RNA. RefSeq lists its product as uncharacterized. Bases 411 to 3776 code for a protein of 1121 amino acids. Lineage: Eukaryota; Metazoa; Arthropoda; Insecta; Diptera; Culicidae. The record is from RefSeq and is a predicted model, not a curated record. The transcript is spliced from 3 exons.